Trichomonas vaginalis G3 is the source of this 435-nucleotide messenger RNA. RefSeq lists its product as uncharacterized. The coding region runs from base 1 to 435 and encodes 144 amino acids. The transcript has a single exon. The record is from RefSeq and is a predicted model, not a curated record. NCBI's taxonomy places the organism in Eukaryota, Parabasalia, Trichomonadida, Trichomonadidae.
AUGAAGCAUUUAAUACAUGACGUAGAUGAAGACAUGAAUGAAAGCAGUGAAAAGCUCAACAGUUCUCUCAUUCUUCCUUUCAGUAAGGACUAUGAGUUCUGUUCAAAUGGUGUGUAUUUCUAUUGUGGAAAGAUGGGUUCAGGUAAGACAUUUAACCUCAUUCGUCAUAUACUCAUAACAGAGCGUUUAGGAAACGACUCUUACUAUGACCAAAUCAUUAUAUCAGCAACUUCAGACUCUAUGGAUUCAACAGCGAAAACAUUUAUGUCAAAAGUUCAAGCCUCUGUCGUUAAAGUUCCAGAUAGCGAACUCAUUGAAUUUCUUCAACGUUACAUUCGACGUAAGAGAAAAUAUUAUGCUCUUAUAUACGAAAAAAAGAGAUCUGACAUUGUGUCAGAUCUCAGUAAAAGUGACAUUUACAUGUCAAAAAAAUAG